CUGGAGUGGUCGCCGUGCGCACUGGCCUCGGGCUUCUUCCCCAGAAGGACUGGAGAACCCACGGGGGGUGGGUUCUUCGCGAGAGUGAGGAGGGGCUGCCCCCGUGCCCUGGGAACGCCCCCCACGUACACACAGGUGGCUGGAGGUUUCUCUCGCCCAGGCUGGGGUCUCUGCCCUAUUGCCUUCUCCUCAGCCUGCUCACAGGCCUUCAAAGGGUGGGAUUGCCCACUGGCCUUGCGGUUCUCCUGCCUGUGCUGCUCGGAAGCUACCAGUGAGCUCUGGUGACCAGGCAUUGAUGCACCCCCAGGGAGGCCGCACACUCGAGGAGGCCACCCCCCCUGGCUGCUGCUCACAUGGUUUCUGGGCCCCUGGCACUCCGGUGGUGCGUGUGGGCAGGGCGCGGGGACAUGGGGCCCGACAUGGAGCUGCCCAGCCACUCCAAGCAGCUCCUGCUGCAGCUGAACCAGCAGCGCACGCAGGGCUUCCUGUGUGACGUCAUCGUCAUGGUGGAGAACGCCGUCUUCCGCGCCCACAAGAACGUGUUGGCCGCCAGCAGCGUCUACUUCAAGUCCCUGGUGCUGCAUGACAACCUCAUCAGCCUGGACACGGACAUGGUCAGCUCCGCGGUGUUCCAGCAGAUCCUGGACUUCAUCUACACUGGCCGCCUGCUGCCCGGUGAGCCGCCGGCUGAGCCCAACUUCAGCACGCUGCUCACCGCCGCCAGCUACCUCCAGCUGCCUGAGCUGGCGGCCCUCUGCCGGCGCAAGCUCAAGAGAGCUGGCAAGCCCUUCGGCUCUGGGCGGGGCGGCGCCGGCCUGGGGCGGCACCCCCGCAGCCAGCGGCUGUCUACGGCCUCAGUCAUCCAGACCCGCUACCCAGGCCUUGUGGACGGGCGCAAAGGGGCCCAUGCCCCCCAGGAGCUCUCCCAGGCCAAAGGCUCCGACGAUGAGCUCUUCCUGGGCGGCUUGAGCCAGGAGGGCGCGCACGGCCUGGGCCGGCCCAUCUGUCCCGGCAGCGGGGAGGCCGGCCUGGGCGGCUGCAGUACCAACGGGGCCGGCGGCAGCUGCGAGCAGGAGCUGGGCCUGGACUUGUCCAAGAAGAGCCCCCCGCUGCCCCCUGCCACCCCCGGGCCCUCCCUCACCCCCGACGACCCAGCCCAGCUGAGCGACAGCCAGGAGGGCUCGCCCCUCUCGACCUCCGCCCCUCCCGUCGCCAACAGUGCCUCUUACACCGAGCUGGGGGGGGCCCUCAGUGAGCCCAUGGAUCUGGAGGGGGCAGACGACCACCCGCUGUGCCUGCUGGAGGGGCCGGGCGGGCCACCGCCCCGCAAGAGCCUCCGGCACUCGGCCCGCAAGAAGGAGUGGGCCAAGAAGGAGCCCGCGGCCGCCUCCCCAUUUGAGCGGAGGGACGUGGCGCCCAAGGGCCCGUGCCCGGGGGAGGAGGCCGAAGGGCUGGGCGACAGGGUCCCCAACGGGCUCCUGGCCGGCAGCGCGGCGGCUGGCAGGCCCUUCGGGGAGCCCCCUCACGCCUGCAAGGAGGAGGAGGAGAACGGCAAGGACGGCAGCGACGACAGCGCGCAGAGCGGGAGUGAGGGCGGCCCGGCCGGCGCGCCCUACGUGUACCGGCAGGAGGGCUUCGAGCCGGUUCCCUACGGCGACAACCUGUACGUGUGCAUCCCUUGCGCCAAGGGCUUCCCCAGCUCGGAGCAGCUCAACGCGCACGUGGAGACGCACGCGGAGGAGGAGCUGCUCCUCAAGGAGGAGGGCGGCGCCUACGAGACGGGCAGCGCGGGCGCCGACGAGGAGGCGGAGGACUUGUCGGCGCCGAGCGCGGCCCUGGCGGCCGGGCCGCGGCCCUUCAAGUGCUCGGCCUGCGAGAAGACCUACAAAGACGCGGCCACGCUGCGGCAGCACGAGAAGACGCACUGGCUGGCGCGGCCCUUCCCGUGUGGCAUCUGCGGGAAGAUGUUCACGCAGCGCGGCACCAUGACACGCCACAUGCGCAGCCACCUGGGCCUCAAGCCCUUCGCGUGCGGCGAGUGCGGCAUGCGCUUCACACGCCAGUACCGCCUCACCGAGCACAUGCGCGUGCACUCGGGCGAGAAGCCCUACGAGUGCCAGCUGUGCGGGGGCAAGUUCACGCAGCAGCGCAACCUCAUCAGCCACCUGCGCAUGCACACCUCCCCCUCCUAGAAGCCAAAGACCCUGGCGGGCCCCUCCCCCCCACACACAGCUUUAAUCCACGGUCCUGCCGCCCACCCGGCCCGCAGCCCCGGAGCCGCCACGGGGUCUGCACGCCGGGCGGGGCGGCGCUGCGGGGCCGGCCUGGCUCUGCGGGGGGCGGUGCCGGAGGGAGGGGUCCGCGCCUUCCCUCCCCGAGCCAGGGGUCACCGCUCAGUGGCGCUGGGACAGCGGGCCCCCACCGCCUACCUCUCCACAGCUAGAGAGCCCUCCGGGCCAGUGUGGCUGUUAUUCCUACUGAUCUGUUCUUUUCUUCGUUUUGAAUUUUGUUUUUUAAACCAAAACCAACAAGAGUUUCUUUUCUUCCCGGCCCUUUGGGGCUGAACCUGGGUCUGCAGACUGAAUGUACGGGGCUCCGCCCCACCCCGCCGGCUGCGGCCAGGGCCCACCCUCCGGGCCCAGGAGCCCCUCUCGGCCAAAGGCUCCCCUGGGCUCGAGCCCCCCCUGGCCGCCUCAGGAGAGAGUGCUUCCCCAUAGUUGCCCAGGAAUCUUCUUUGUUUAGAGGUACUUGUGUUGAUGACACGAAAACCCCGUGUAACGUGUAUGUGAGUGUGGGAACUGGAAGGUCUGGGGUGCGGGGGCGGGGGGCUGGCCGCGGGGCGGGGUCGGUACGUUUCCAUUUUCUCCGUGUGUGUGCGUGUGCAGCGUGCGUGUGGAUCAUGCCCCCCCCCCCCAUCAAGGUGGAGAGACUUCUGACCUUUGCUACCUCUUGACUUGAACAGGACGUGGUUGGUGAUGGCAGUCGUGGCCAUGACACUUGUUUUUUCCUCUGGGCCCUGUCAGCAGGGGCGCCUGCGUGUCUCGUGGGCGUCUGGCCUGCCGCCGCUCUGACCCGGCUCAGUGGGCAUGGGCGCUCCGCGCCUGAGGAGCAGGGCCCCUCCCCGCCUGGGUCCCAAGCCCCGGAGGGCUUGCCCUCCGGAGAGCAGCACAGUCAACCUGGCCGGUGCCUGGCCCCCUUCACCUUGGCACCUCUGGGCGGACUGGCAGCCACCAUGGGCUCACCCUGAGUCCCACCCCUGCCCUGGGCUCUGUUAACCUCAGACGUCUCCAGGGCUCUAGAGGCUCGCUCACAAGGCCGGGCCAAGGUCACGAGGUCGGCCCACUGUCCUCAGCCAGCUGCAGCCACAGGGCUGGACCAGCGGCUUUAUCUCCUUCAUUUUGCUUCCUGGUUUUAUUUCUUCUCUUUUCUUUCUACUUUAAUUUCAGACCAAAAAUUCCGCAGUCAUCCCUUCCCCCCUCCAGAGACCCUCCAGCUGAAACCAGGGACCCGGGUGGAGGGCGUGGGGAGUGAGGGGGCUUGGGCCACGUGGGGCCUUGCUGAGCCUGCUGCCGUCCCCUCUGGGGACGCCUGUUCCAGCAAGUCAGGCAGGACCCCCCAGCCUCUCUGCUCGCCCUCCCCCCCCCCCCCCCCCAUCAGCACUUAAGCCACACGACAAAAGUCUGUAGCGGGAGCUGCACACAGGCCCGUGGGCGCGGCCCGGUGAAGCAGGUGGUUCAGGGCAGAGCUUCAGGGACGGGGCAUAGAGGCCCUCAGGCGACCUUCGUGCGACGUAGUAUUGUACCCACCUGAGUAUUGUAUCGAGCCUUCUCUGUAUUUUAACAAGAAAGCAAAACACUAGUUUCUUAUUUAAGACAUUAAGGGUUUGUGGGGCGGGGUGGGGUUCACAGGACGCUUGACUUGCUCUCCUUUUCCCUUGGUUUCACAUGGAGUGUGUGCUCGUGCGUGUGUGUGGAUGCGUGUCAGAGCCUCACCAGGAGAUUAGGCCACUGGAGGCCCAGGGCGGCUUACAGUUCUCUGCUUUAGUCACUUAAUUCCUGAAUGUUUCGGAGAACAGGAAACAAUAGCAGAUAUGUAGGAAAGGAUUUAAAAAAAAAGAAAAGAAAAAAAAAGCUCACACCCAAAUUCACAAAAGCUAUUUUUUAAACCAAAGCACAUUUUGAAUGCAUAUGGAACCUCAAUGGGCUCAGAAAAAAAGAUACUAAUAUAUUUAUCUCAUUGUUUACAUAAACUUUUACAGUUUCAGACCUCAGCAGCUGUAAGGCCAGUCCCAGUGAGUCCCCACCUUCCGCUCGAGGCCCUGAGUCGGCCCGGAGGGCUCACGGGCAGGGGGGCCACCGGCGGGGAGGAGGGGGCGGGCGGCUUGGAGGCCCCGUCUUCGCGGAGCCCUCCUCCCAGCCCAGCUGGCACCAAAGAGCCGGGGCCGGUGCCGACCGGCCCCCGGGCCUCCUGGCCAGGCCAAGCGGUCCCGGCCUGCUCGCGCGGCAGGGCGACCUUGCCUGUGGCCGCAGGACUUGAGUCUGGGCUUGGGCCCUGGGAUGGAGGUGCAUCCCGUCCCGCUGCUCUGCCCGGGAGACCCCCGGUGGGUUGAUGUGAGGGUCCCUCUCAAGCCAAAAAGCCAGGACCUUCGCACGGCUCCGCGGCGACUCCGGCGGUCCGGCUGUGGGAAGGCUAACUGGGCCGGUCUUUACCGACACAGACGGUGCGAACACUCGGGACAGUGUUGCUUUUGUAUCAAUAUGUUUGUGCAGUGAUGAAUGUAUUUAUUUCUCAGACUGGGGCGAGCGGCAGGCCGGGCUCCGCCACGCCACGCACGCUCCCCCGCGAGACCGAGCCUGCCGCCGAGGCUCCUCCAGGAUUGCAAAAAAAAGAAGACGGACCGUUAAGCAGAUCUGAAUCUCAGAGACGCGCAGCAUAGCCAUACACCUCAGCCUGUGAAUCGGACACUCGACCCAGAACCUCACGCAGCCGGGUGUGUUCCCGGCGGCCGCCACCCGGGGGCGCCGGCUGUCCGCCAGCCCCACCCGUCAGUAUUCACUGGACUGGCCGCUACAGGAGUGCGAUCGACCGGGGGGCGGGCGGACCCCGGCAGCCAUCCCGGGCCGGGGCGAGGCUUGGGCAGCCAGGAGGGCAGGGCCGCCCACCCUUCCCUGCGGCUUGGGGACGAAAGCAGAGGCUCCAGGCCUUUGGCGGUGCCCCGUGCAGGGACCAAGGCUCCCGCUCCCCCGGGCAGCGGUGGUCACCGAGCCCGCAAAUCUGAUGCCUGGAGGGGUGGAGCAGACCCGCCCAGAGCCCGGUUUGACAUUCCACGUCAGGGGGUGGGGGUACGCCAUGGGAGUCGAGGCUGCCCGGGACCCCUGGCUUGUCACCCCACUGCGACUUUCUACCGGGAGCCCCUCCCCCUACCUCACCUUGCUAUUUAUUGCUGUAAUUUAUUGACCUCAAAUAUGCUGCAUAACAGACCUCACUCGGGCAGGGAGGGUCCCCGGGGCUCCUCCCCGCCGCUCGGCGGGGCCCCAUGGGGCCAGGUGCUGAGGGGACCCCCUGCCCCCACCCACCACUUGCUUCCCUCUCCCCCACUGGGGGAGCCCAGGUUGGGCGCUGGCCCAUUCACAAAUACCUCGUCGGAUAGGGGGGAUGGGGUUUCGCUGUUUCUUGACCGGGAACUGGAGGCGGACUCACGUCCCGCUAGGCGCCCUUCCCAGGAAGGGGGCGCGCGAUCGCACUCCUGUGCUGGCCACUGCCGCUGUCAGGCACCACACUGCCCUCACCUCCUUCCAGAGUCUGGAUAAUUCAGGUCAGAGCUGGGGGUGCGCAGCCCUCCAGUAUCAUAAAGCUGGUCACUGAUGUCUCCAUUCAGAGCGUGCAGUCUUAAUGUACAGUGACGAGAUACUGUUAUUUUAUGAUCUUUUCAUUAAAAGUUUGAUUCGAAA
This is a messenger RNA of Bubalus bubalis (water buffalo), 5951 nucleotides long. It is a transcript of the gene HIC2, whose product is annotated as HIC ZBTB transcriptional repressor 2. The record is from RefSeq and is a predicted model, not a curated record. Lineage: Eukaryota; Metazoa; Chordata; Mammalia; Artiodactyla; Bovidae. Gene Ontology annotation, molecular function: DNA-binding transcription factor activity, RNA polymerase II-specific; RNA polymerase II cis-regulatory region sequence-specific DNA binding; protein binding. Gene Ontology annotation, biological process: regulation of transcription by RNA polymerase II. The transcript is spliced from 3 exons. Gene Ontology annotation, cellular component: nucleus. Bases 354 to 2192 code for a protein of 612 amino acids.